GAAAUAUUUUGUACAGACAACAAAUUUCAAAUAUUUCAUUUAUAUAUUAUUAAUUAUAAUUUGUUCAAUGUUUUAUAUUCAAUGUGAAAGUACACAUAGUGAAGAGCAACAAGAAUCUGACAAGGAUUUUAAUGAUUUCACAGAAACUACACCAUCAAAUUCUCAAUUACUUCGUAUGAAAAAAGAAGUGGACAAUUCAAUGGAGGACAAUCAUGUUGAUGACAUUGAACACAUUGAACACAUUGAACAACAACAUAACAUUGAAACAUUGAAAGAUCAUAUUCAUCGUUUAAACAAAAUAAAAUAUGAUAAUACUAAUCAUAAUAAUCAUAAUAAUAAGAUGAUGAAUGAUAAUGAUGAAAUGAAUCUAUUGAAAUCUUUAUUAAAUUAUAAAGAAUUAAAUUUCAAUUUUAAAAAUAGUCAAUCUAAUGAACAAAGUACAACUUUUACAUUUAUUGAAAUGAUUGUACAACGUACAGUAAAUAAAUAUAUGAAUGUUAUACGUACACGAUCAGAUUGGUUAAAACGUUUAUUACAAUUAGUUAAAGAAGAAAGAGAUAUUCGAUCAAGAUAUAAUUGUUUUACAGAUGCAUGUAUUUAUAAAAUACAAUUAUUUACAACACAACUUAAAGCUCAUCUACUUAGAAAUAUAAUUCAUUUAGAACCGAUUCAACGUAAUGAUCAUGGAGUUAUGAAUUUACAUAUGAAACGAAUGAAAAGAUCCGCCAUACCAGAAUCAUCCACAUUUACAACUUCGUACGGUAUGAAUGAUUCAACUAGUGAAAUUUUAAAUGAUAAUCCUGAAAUACAAGAUUUAUUAUUUCUACAUGAUAAUACAGAAGAUGAUGAUGAUGCUCUACGAUUACCAAAUGAAGUGAAUCGAUUAAAUUUGAUAAAACAACAUGAAGAUGAGGAUUCUAUGACAAAUAAUAAUAGUAAUAAUCAUAAUAAUCAUCAUAAUAAUAAUAUUAAUAAUAAUAAUGACGGUAAACAUAAAUCAAUCAAUUUUGAUAAUUCCAAUAAAAUUGAUGUGACUAGAUUUAGUCAAGAAUUAAUGAAUGAUGUUUUUUUAUCCAAGCAUAUCAAAAGUCAAACAAUGAAUACUUCUAGUUCCAUUGAUACAAUGAGUACUACUGCUACAACAACAGAAGCAACAAAAACACCAACUACUACUACUACUCAUAAUAAUGUCAGUAGUAUAAUGAUGACAACAUUAUCGAUACCUAUUGAACAAUUACAUUUAACAAUAGAUAAUCAAUCACAUUUAUUAAUAAAUAAUGAUAUCAAUUCAAUAGAUCAUGAAAAUAUUGAAGAUAUACAUCAAAAUCAUGAUAACGAGAUAUCAAUCAAUAUAAUUGAACAUGUAACAAAUAUUUCCAUGAAUGAAUCAAAUAAUUUGAAAAAUACUAUGAAUAAUAAUGAAGAAAAAGAAAGAGAACAAUUAGAAGAAGAUUUAAUUGAUAGUACACUAUUUAUAGAUAAUGAAGAUAAUGUGAAUACAUCAACUUUUUCUACAUUGUCUAUUGAACAACAACAACAACAGCAAACAACAUCAUCAGCACAACCAAUUCAAACAACUACUGAUUUACCUAUUUCAUUCAAUAAUGAUAAUCAAUUAUCUACAUUGAAUUCAAUAGAUUUGACAACAGAUAAUCUAAUAGAACUGAUGAAUACAACAACAACAACAUCAUCAUCAUCAUCAUCAUCAUCAUCAUCAUCAGAAACUGUAACAACAACACCAUCAACAACAUCAUUAACUGAUAUUGAUCAAUCUAAAGAAAUUAUACAUGAACAUACAAUAAAACCAUCAUUAAAUAUUCGUGCUAUUUCAUUAACUAUUGAAGAAACUUUAGCUAUACCAUUUGGUUUAAAUAAAUUUGAUGGAAGACCAUAUGAAAAUUGUACUGGACAAUAUGAAAAUUAUUGUUAUAAUGCUAUAAAAUGUGUUUAUAUUAGUGUAUUAGAAACAGCUGCUUGUUAUUGUAGAACUGGUUAUACAGGUGUUCGUUGUGAUAUGUUCAAUUUACCACAAACAUUAGAUAUCUUGAAAUCAUUUCGUGAAGAAAGUAUUGAUAUUAAUUCACUUCAUCAACCAACAGCAUAUAUUUUGCAUAAUGUCAUUGAAGCCACAGCACGAUAUACAGUGAAUGCUGUAUUAGAAGAACGAUUAUUAUCAACAUGGGAAGAUGAUACACUAUUCUAGUGUGUUCUUGACAAAACUUCUGUACACACAUACAUGUAUUUAUUGUAAUCAAUAAUGAUAAUAAUUAUUAUUAUGUUACAUAAAAAACGGUAGCACAAUGAAUUGUAGAUAACUUUUCAUUUUAUUCAUAUUCACUAAUAUUUUAUUUCGCAUUUACAAAAAAAUUACAAUUUAAACUACUUGUCGAAUGCAUUUCGCAUAAAAAACCAAGACAAUCAGCCAACUGACUAAUAGAACCCAAUCAUUCAUUUAAUUUACAUGAUACAAAAAAAAAUUUAUUUUAUUAUAAGUUAAUAUUUGCU
Molecule: messenger RNA, 2505 nt
Organism: Schistosoma turkestanicum
Lineage: Eukaryota; Metazoa; Platyhelminthes; Trematoda; Strigeidida; Schistosomatidae
Source: the annotation of a GenBank genome assembly